AUGUCCGAAAGCCCCGUUUCCUCGUCCGGUGGUGACUCCAAAUCCAACACCGAUCAAAUUCACUUCAAGUUUUGUCGCGAAUGCUCCAACCUGCUCUACCCGAAAGAAGAUCGUGUGCAGAAUCGACUCAUGUUUACCUGCCGUACCUGCCAUGUCGCGGAACCCGCCACGUCUGCUUGCGUUUACCAGAAUAAACUCAACCUCCAGGUUGGCGAUACCGCCGGAGUCACCCAGGAUGUGGGAUCCGAUCCAACGGUUGGUAUCCCAGAGUUCUGUCUGCAUUGCGGCGAAGAGCUAGCCUGUUCCAAGUGUGGAAUUAUGUCGUCUGGCAGUUGUGCCGAUGACAGUCUGCAGGAUGAAAUCGAAGAACUUGAUUUUUUCUCAAUGACAUGA
Talaromyces proteolyticus is the source of this 393-nucleotide messenger RNA. Its product is annotated as putative DNA directed RNA polymerase II 15 kDa subunit. The record is from RefSeq and is a predicted model, not a curated record. Gene Ontology annotation, cellular component: RNA polymerase II, core complex. The transcript has 2 exons. Gene Ontology annotation, biological process: maintenance of transcriptional fidelity during transcription elongation by RNA polymerase II; transcription initiation at RNA polymerase II promoter; DNA-templated transcription. Gene Ontology annotation, molecular function: DNA-directed RNA polymerase activity. The coding region runs from base 1 to 393 and encodes 130 amino acids. NCBI's taxonomy places the organism in Eukaryota, Fungi, Ascomycota, Eurotiomycetes, Eurotiales, Trichocomaceae.